AUGUCUUGGCUUGGCUGGUCGGCAGAUAUCAAGAAAAAAUCUUGCAAGUAUCUGCUGCAACGCUACGUCGGUCACCUCCUCGAGGAGCUUACUCUGGAUCAACUGACCAUCGAUUUAUAUAAUGGCACAUGUCAGGUUGUCAACCUCGGCCUCAACGUGCAGGCACUCAAUGAGAUGGGAGAGCAACAACAUCUACCACUGGAAUUCGUCGACGGUUUUAUAACAGAAAUUUCUCUCAUGGUACCAUGGUCGGCGUUACUUAGCCAGCCGAGCCAUGUCGAAGUUAAGGGCCUCAGGCUCACGGUGCAACCGCGACAGAGAGCUGAGACAGGAACAUCGAUGUUUGAAUCCAUGUGGAGUUCUAUGACGUCCAGUAUGCAGCUUGCGCAAAAACGUUUGCAGCAAGAUGUGACAAAUGCGGAAAAUGUUCAGCCCUUAGAGGCUGUAGAAUUGUUUGCACAGACUAUAGAUUCAGUUUUAUCUAAAAUAAAAGUGAGAUUUAUUGAUACUGUGAUACGUUUGGAGCACGUACCUUUGAGCUCUUCCACGGGAGUAGCGAUCGAAAUUUGGAUACAAAAUCUUGAAUAUUUCGACGAAGCUGGAUUAGAUCCUAGUAAUACGUCCCUGGAUCCCGAUGAAACCGCGAAAGGUUACGUCAUCUCAGCAUUCUCCACCAAACGAUUCUACAUGGAGGGAGUGACGUUCCACACCGAUGAAUUUCCUUCUCAUGCAAGAACAUUUUCUAGGAGUCUAGUAGCGAGUACAUGCUCUACUCCCGAUUCUAAAAACUCGGACAGCUUGUUUACCUCCGCACAAAUGUCCCCUACGCAGAGCAUGUUGCACACUCCGCCAGAAGGCAACGUUAACAAUUCAAAUGAAUCAAACCCUAUUAUGUUUGCUAAGUUAGCGGGUACGCAAGAAAUGAAAUUGAAAAUGAAACAAGGUGAAGGAGUGUCGGGACCAAAGGUAGAACUGGAAAUUAACCUAGGAUCGCUUACUUUGUACCUGAGUCCCAGGCAGCUGCAUGUUCUGUUAGAACUAGCACAUGGCCUAGCGUCUCCGGAUCUAGAAGACAUUAGUAACGUUGCUCCAAGAAGGUACACGGAGAAACCUAUGACCGGCAGCGAUUUUACUCGCAUAGAACGCGAGCUCAUACAUCAGACAAAUCCUAUGCAGGAUUUAAAAACUACAGAUCUACGAUACGUUCAGGGAUGGUCUUCGGCAUCUGUGGACGAAUCCGAUAACGAGGACGAAUUUCUGCCCAUGCGAUUGCCAGGAUCCACGUCGAUGAGCGACUCGAUCGCGAGUAAUAACUUCAGUAUGGAUGGUAGCAUAUCGAUCAGUAGCAUCAGUUCGAAAAGCUCGGCGACAAAUCUGCCGAGACACAAUAGCAGACACAGACACAACAUAGACAACGACGCUUCCGCGGAAACUACCCAGUUUCACAUAAGGGUGGCCUCCAUUGCUCUGAUUCUGUUGCAUGAAGAUAUAUUGACACCGUGCGUGGAACAACUUGGUCUAACUUCUAGCAGCGUCAGGCAGAUGAAGAACGCUGCAAAGGAAUUCUUCAGGCAAUUGGGAACGUUUGCGAUGGGCGGGUUUGGAAGUAAAGACUUUGAUACAGCAUCGAAAUUACUUGCGGAUGCUUGUCGACUCAGUCACAUUAGGUUGCUAGCCGCGCCAUUAAUAGUCGAAGGCAGUGAGAAAACUACUAGUCAGUACUCUAUGAUAUCGGGAAGUUUGACUUUAGCUAGUUUAGAAGUUGUAGAGUGUCUGGUCGAUUCUAACAAUCCUAGCUCGUAUGGGACACCAACGAUGGAAUUCGUCGAACUUUUAGCAUUUACGAAAGAGAGCGCAUCUAAUGUCGGGUUUUCUAACAAAACCGACCUUAGAAUGAGUUUUAAAUAUACACAAAAGGCUGUCCGACAUGCUCACAUGAUGAAAUUUACACACCCACGCACAGAAAUUGACAUGCAACUGGAGCCUUGCAGAGGCGAGGUAGACAUCACAAUUGUAGAUAGAAUAUCUGCUGUUCUUAAUCCGCAGCCAAUAUGUACUUGCAACCCUGUAGUAAAUGCUAGAGAUUCUAACCAACAAACGUUAUUCGAUCAAGCUGUGGACAGCGCAACACUGCCAGAUACUAAGGUGGACGUGAAAAUUUCUUCGUCUCUAUGUACAAUUAAGUUAAGAUUCCCCGUACCAGACUUGAGACCGCUGCACGAUAUGAAUCGUGCUCCAUGGUGGAAGAGAUCUGUGAGGUCCGAUUAUAUGAUAGUGCAAAUGACAGACGCACGAGUUCACACCGCCACGGACAGUCGAGCUUCCUAUUUAGCUAGACACGAGUUGCAGUGUCGCCGAUUAUCGCUGUUAUACGUAGAGACCGAGGGCGAUACGCCGAUCGAGAUCGGACUAGCCACGGUCGAUGAAAAGAACGAUGUGUCGAAUCAGCAUGUCAACGACGGCCUUGGCUGGGCGAGAGUGGUGGUUACCAUAUAUCCGGAGCGUCUUAGUGCACCGUUGGAGGAUAGCUCCGAGGAGGAAGCGGAAAAUGAUAAGCGGACCUUGGACGAGAGCUUGGAGAAAACCCCAAAGCACGCGCCCUCCCCGUUCACCUCUAGGCGGAUCAUGCGCGAAUCCGACACGCUUCACUCGAGAUCUCGCGAGCCUGGUGAGAAGAGCGAACAGAGCGACGGCGAGGAAUUAAUCAUACCAGGCAGUCGACAAGAGAUGAUGGAGUUUAUGGAAGAGGGCAUCCAUGGCUCUAGAGUGCAACUGGAAAUCAGCUUACCCUGUGCUUCCGUCCAAAUACCAUCUAAACGUAUUUACGAACAGCUGUACAAUCGAUUCAACACCGAUUUAUUCCUGUGGGAGCCAUCCGCACCCAGACCUAAAUACACAGGUCACAUGGAGAGUCGCAUCAGCCUCGAUUUGGCGUCGACUCUCUUACAGGAAUCUGCUUAUCCUAAAUUCAGCAUAUGCAAAAGCGGGAUCCAAUACAACUCCGAUUCUGACUCGGACGAGGAAGGUAUAUUUCACUCCACGACGAACGAGAAGGGUCACAAGGAUUACCAGCAAGCUCGAACAUCGCGGAAGGCUCAGAGCAAGCUGGCGAUGACUUUGAGCAUCAAUCAGGGUCUUCUGACGAUGUAUACUCCCGUACGCGAUUCCAUGCGCAACGUUAUACCUGGUCAACAGGGAGAACUGAUCGUUCGACUGGAGGACGCCACGAUAUUUUCCGUGACGGCGUACAAGGGGAACGCGAAUCUGAGCUACGCUUGCGCCAUGACGAGGAGAGCGUCGCUUGAUCACUGCGGUCUGACGACGAGUCCAUCGCAGACGCCACCGUUGAGAUCUAUUAACAGCGUUAGGCCGCGACACUGCAAGAGGACCAUAUAUCGCAGCGGCGUCAACAGUAACAUAGCGGCGAAUCCUAGCGAGAAGGACAUGAUGACGGUGGCGGUGAGGAUACAAGCGGCUCAUCAAACGCACCGCAUAAAGACCUUCCGAGUCGCGAUGAGCAUCAGCAAUGCGACGUUGAGGCACCGUAUGUGUUCCGCUGCCACCACGUGGUUCACAGAGAUGAUGGAUUGUUUGGACGUGGCCGAUCAUCCAGUCGCUGGCUAUACUCCGCCAGGUGUUCUGACGGAGCUGCACUUGCACCUGUGGGACUGUGCAAUCGAUUACAGACCGCUCCAUUUGCCACUGAGGUCUGUAGUGACGCUCGGUAACUUCAGCGUGUCGAGCAACAUUACGGCGCAGACGAAUACGUCGACGUUGCGAUUUAUCGCGGAGGACGUCGCUCUCUUCAUAUCGAACAAGCUGCGCGAGAACGCGGUGGACCUUAAACGGGACUACGUGUGCGUGAUGAACUUUGGCUUGUUCGAACUGUCGCUGCGUCUGAACGAGAAGAUGUACGGCGGCGCGCCACGAGUUGAUCUUCGAGCGAGCAAUAAUGUAUUGCACGUACGCACAUGCUCGGACUCCGGUCGCGCUCUCAUGCAGUUGCUCACUUAUAUUGCCAACGACAGCGAUUUGCAGCAGCCGAGUAGCGCGACCAGCAGCACCGAAAGCAUCCCUGUCGUACCGCCAGCAUCCACGAGAUACGAAGAGAAUCUUCUGGGAGUUGAGAGCAUCAACACCUUGAGCAGGAGUCAAGUUGAACGAGUGUACACUUUGAUGGAGGACGCGUUGGAGGAGACCGCGAAGGGGACGACGACUCAAGGUAAAAGCGAAAACGGGAAAAUGCCAAUGACGGAGAAUCGAGUCGAGUUCUUCUUCCCCGACGAGUCUUGCGUUGCAUCGCGAGCGAAGGAAACGCAAAGGGCUCUGAAGGAUUACAGUAAGACGAUCACGUGCGGUGUGGAGGAGGACGAUGACGACGACGAGUUUUGUAUUCUGGGAGAAGAGGUCGGUGUGGGAAUAAUACCGCGCUACGGAGUACCUGAGGUUCGCUCGCUCUGCCAAGAACCGUUGAGAAUAGUGGAUAAUCAUUUUUCCGUGCCGACCGGCAAAACUGACCUGCUGCAAACUCCGCCGAAUUACCCGACGCCCGUCUUGAAGUACACGCUUUGCGAGAUGACGCUAAUAUGGCAUAUGUACGGUGGCAACGAUUUCGACAGCUCGCAACCACCAUCCACCAAGCACGUGACCAUCAAUGACAAUCGCAAUAUUGCGCAUGGAAGAAGCAGAUCCGCCAUAGGUGCAGUAGGAUUCAACAAAUCAAGUCCAAACGAAGUGCACUUCGGCAGCGUGCCGAAUUCACCGCGCUUAACAAGAAACAACGAAUCGCCGAUCGAUUGGCAUACGCUGGGUGGCCCGAACAGGCAGCACGACGUGUUGAUGGAACUGCAACUCAGCAAGAUGCGCUUCCAACACGAAGUUUAUCCGGAGAACACUCGGGAAGCAUCUAGGCAGGUGCUACUGGUGCACGAGAUCGAAGUAAGAGAUAGACUGGCGUCGUCGUACAUAAACAAAUUCCUUUAUCAAUACAGCAGCGAGGCGAGACCCAGGCAGUCUCACUCCAUUAUGUUUACCAUGAAGGCAGUUCACGUAAGGCCGGAUCCCAGAUUAAGUGCCCAAGAAUGUUGUUUGAAACUUAGUCUACUGCCACUGCGGCUGAACAUAGAUCAAGAUAGCCUACUGUUCUUAAUACAAUUUUUUAACGAAUUAGGCGGUGGAUCGAAGCGAAGCCAAGAAAACUCUAGCACACCUAAUAGCUCGCAAUCCACCCCCGUAUCGAAACAAGGAACACCCACGCAUCACCCGCCCAUUAUGAGCGUGAAUGAUGACGUGUUGUUGACGAAUGACGAUUACGCAAUGAUGAAUAUGUCGCAGAAUAAUAUCAUUGAUCAGAAUCUAUUAAUACUCUUGGAAGACGAGCUGACGUUCAGUGAGGACAAGACUAAAGCCAAAGCCGUUCAUCAGGUUCACGAUGAUAACCAGCCGAUAUAUUUUAGAAGCGUGGUAUUCGGCCCAGAGGUUCUCAUCAGGUUGGACUACCAUGGAAAGCGCGUAGAUUUCACUCAUGGACCAUUGGCGGGUCUCUUAAUGGGCUUGGCAGAACUGAACUGUUCCGAGUUAAGACUGAAGAGAUUGUCACACAGGCACGGGCUGUUGGGGUACGACAAACUUCUCACGUAUCUGGCUUCAGAAUGGUUGCAAGACAUCAAGAAGAAUCAGUUGCCGAGCUUACUCGGCGGCGUAGGUCCAAUGUAUUCUGUAGUACAGUUAUUUCAAGGCAUACGCGAUCUAUUUUGGUUGCCGAUCGAGCAAUAUCAAAAAGACGGAAGAAUCGUUCGCGGUUUACAGCGCGGAGCGAAUAGUUUUACAACGUGCACCGCAAUGGCUGCGUUGGAAUUGACCUGUAGGAUCGUACAGGCGUUACAAACUACAGCCGAGACUGCAUACGACAUGGUUAGUCCUGGCCCCAGCGUGAGAUGUAAAACCAAAGGGCAUAAGGGCCGUCGAAAGAGGUAUAAUCAACCGCUGGACAUUCGAGAAGGGGUUGCCAACGCUUAUACGUUGGUCAAAGAGGGUUUGGGUGAAACGGCAACUCAAUUGGUUCGCGUUGCGAGCGAAGAGCACGAGCAUAAGGGCACGGUCGGCGCGGUUGGCGGUGUAUUACGGCAGAUCCCGCCGACGGUCGUGAAGCCGAUUAUCCUGGCUACGGAGGCGACGAGCAACGUAUUGGGAGGCAUGCGGUCAUCGCUGGUGCCCGAUGCACGUCGGGAAGCGGUACAGAAGUGGCGACAGGAUACUGAUGCUAGUUAAUCCCGAGCAGGAAAAUAGCUAAAUCGUUUUGUCAAACCGUCAGUCAAUUUCGCUCAAAUAACGCUUCUCGAUCAUGGCUCGGUCAUUAAAAUCGAGCCGCUUUUUACUGUAAUGUAUUCAUGACACGUACACGUACGAACGAAAGAGAACGCUACGUAGAAUAAGAGAGAGCCAUACGUUCGCCUUACGUUUGGUGAUAUUGUGAUCAUUGUGAUUAUUCUCACUAGAUCUGUGCGAUUUAUUUUCGCUUGAUCGGUGCGAUUAGGCCUCGAUGGAUGGCAGCGAGUGCAACGGAAGAUAGACCUAAGACGUGGAUCGCCAACGAGAGAGCCAGAAGGAGUUGUCGUUGGGUCCUAAUUACGAGUGCUAUACAAUAUUAAUAUAGUGAUAUAUAUUGGUUCCAUUCAUUUCUUUUGUACAUUAUAUGAAUGUACAAAAUGCGACUUAUCAUGUAAGAUGUAAAGAUAGCUAUGCGCUUUAUCGUGAAGAAAUAUAUUAUAUAGCGAUAAUAUAUUCCUUCUGCAUUAUAUAUAUUUUUGUUUUGAUCAUGUAAAUUGUUUUAUACCAAUGACAUGUAUUCGAGAUUUUUAUUAAUAAAAUAUUACAUAUAGGAAAACAUUCCUUUCGUUUGUCUAAAUGUGUAGAA
Messenger RNA from Ooceraea biroi (clonal raider ant), 6916 nucleotides. RefSeq names its product Autophagy-related 2 (gene Atg2). The record is from RefSeq and is a predicted model, not a curated record. Gene Ontology annotation, cellular component: phagophore assembly site; phagophore. NCBI's taxonomy places the organism in Eukaryota, Metazoa, Arthropoda, Insecta, Hymenoptera, Formicidae. Gene Ontology annotation, biological process: autophagosome assembly; autophagy of peroxisome; autophagy of mitochondrion. Gene Ontology annotation, molecular function: protein-membrane adaptor activity; phosphatidylinositol-3-phosphate binding.